UGCUGCAUGCGCUAGCUGUUUAUGGUAACUGAACCGUUCAGAGUUUUGGCAUUGUAAAUUUAAAAAAAAUAUAAUCAGUGGCUAUUACAUAGUAUGGUACCUAUUAUAAUAUUAUCAAAUCGAUGGAUCUGAAUCUACAAAUGACCCAGAGUUAAUUUAGCCACGAUGACGAACACAUUUCCAUUGGUGUUGCUCUUUUUAUUCGGCGUGGUUUUUGGUAGCCAAUCGCCUCCUUGGGUGCUCAACAGAGCUGACCCUGGUAGUGGUGGUGUGUCGUUCUUCAACAAUACUGUCACUGACUCGUACAUGAUGGUAAGAUGGACCUGGAGGGACUCGGCAAGCGGCUUCUGGGAUACCAGAUUAAGAGUAACGCUUAAUAAAGAAGAAAUAACUGGUGGUGGAUUCUCGUAUUCUGAUCAGUAUGAAAACGAACUGGCGUCGGUCAGGUGGUUUAGAACUGAAAUGAACGGACCAAUCAAAUGGAAGUACACUUCAUUUGCCUCGCCUCCCAAUAGCUGGUGGAUGACUUCGGUGGUGCCGAACGGCAAUAUAUCUUGGGGAUUCAAAAAUCAAAUCAUUGACGGCUCGUGGGUGUUUAAAGUCGGUAACGAUACGCUUGAACCGAAAAACUCUCAAAAUGUUGAUGGAUGGUCGUCGCAAGCGGCAGGAAAUAGAUGGAGGAGAUCUUUGAAAUCACAUGAGAAUGGCGUUCACAACUUACAAACAGAACAAGAGCAUUUUACUAAAAUAAAACGAAGAGCCCUUGAUGACUACUCCGAUGAAGAGGAAGAAGAUAUAAUUCAAAAAAUUAUUGGUUGUUUCGUGGAAUUUUUCAAUCAAUUCGAAAAAAUUAUUCAAAAUAGUAGGUUAUUUAAGUAGUAAUUAUAGCAAUAAGUCAAUACAAUAAUUAAUUACACUACUUUCCAUGAAAAACUAUUUUUUUUCCUAGAAAACAAUACUAGGUAUU
Messenger RNA from Rhopalosiphum maidis (corn leaf aphid), 967 nucleotides. RefSeq lists its product as uncharacterized. Bases 166 to 879 code for a protein of 237 amino acids. The record is from RefSeq and is a predicted model, not a curated record. NCBI's taxonomy places the organism in Eukaryota, Metazoa, Arthropoda, Insecta, Hemiptera, Aphididae. The transcript has 7 exons.